AUGAUUUUAUACAAAUCGAGGUGCUGUGAGUCGACGAUUUUUCUAUUUUUUCUAUUUUCAUCAACAGCAUUUGGUGUCUUUACGAGAGGCCUUUCCCAGCAACAUUGCAAGUGCGAGCGGCGUUUUCGGCCCGUUUGUGGCUCGGAUGAGAUCACCUAUGACUCCGAGUGUCAUCUACAAUGUGAAAGGCAAAUGAAAACGGACCUUCGUUUACUCUAUUCGGGAACGUGUUGCCCGAAAAAUGCUUGCCCAUCCGUAAAUUCACCCGUUUGCGAUAAUUUUGGUAGAACCCACCAAAACGAGUGUCGUUUUCAUUUUCACAAAUGCUUGGCAAAGAAAUUGCAAAACAAGAAGCUCUACAUACAGCAUAAUGGAGAAUGCAGACCAGACGAGCGACAAGAUGAGGAUUGCACUGCGAUUUUCUGCGAUCAACAAACUGAUGGACCAGUUUGCGAUCAAUUCGGGAACACUCACAACUCGACGUGCAAAUUUGAUCAAGUGAAUUGCGAGCGAAGAAAUCGUGGAAAUGAAGAGAUCGCUUUGGCAUAUCAUGGCCGAUGCAGAAAUGAGACAGAAAUUGCAGAAAAGGAAUUGCUUCUCGUAAUGACUCAUCUAAACCUCUCGACAACCGAAAUCCCGACGAUAAAGAAGCCAAAAAAGUUGAAGAAGAUCAAAAUCGGGAAAAAGACUCCAUCGAUCGAUCGAAAAGCUUUAGCGAGCAAAAUCCGCUCACAAUCAGAAGGGAAAAGAUUGGAAGUAUCGAAAUUUGAAGAGAUGAAAAAGGAAGAACAAGACGAACAACCAUUUUCUGCGAUUUCGGCGAUUUUUGGAGAGGAUGAGCCAGAAACCAGGAGUGGGUUAACUGCAAAAGUCGCGCUGAAAUCUACAACAAUGCCAACGACGACGGCAACUUUUAUCAGAGAAACGAUUUUCCCAGACGAUACAGUUAAAGCUACUGAUAGGUUAAAAGCCAUAACAUCCAGUUCUGAAACUGAAACAACAAUGUCUACAAAGAAUCUCCCCUGGGAUCUCUCGAUUCGUUGUUCAGCUGUUUCAUGCAAAAAAGAUUGGCAUCCAGUGUGUGAUCACCAAGGAAGAACCCACAAAAAUCCGUGUCUCUUUCAAUUUUUCGCUUGUAAACUCUAUCGACAUGAGGGGAUUAUUUUGGAGAUUUCUCACCAAGGAGAGUGCAAAGAUACAAAGGUUUACAAAGGCGAUGAUGAGCCGUGUGGUGUUUGUUCGACGGCCCGCGAGAAGACUCCCGUUUGCGAUAAUAGAAAUCAAACUCAUCCCUCACUUUGUCACCUCGCCGUUUGGAACUGCCAAAUGGAAAGAAAAGGCGGCGAUCGACGAGUUUUGGUCCAUAUUGGAUCAUGUCACAAGGAGAGUCCCAUUUUCACGGAAAAGGAAGAAACUUGCCCCGAGCGUUGCCCCGAAGAGACUCGUCCGGUUUGCGACGAGAAAAUGAUUGAGCACAAGAAUCUUUGCGCGUUUCAGAUGAAAAACUGUGUCGAACGGAAAGCGGGCGGAAAAGCCGCGCAUCUCGUCAGUUUAUCGCCGUGUCCAAACGAGAAAAACGAAUCGAAUACCAAAGAGAACAAAUGCUUUGAAACAAAAUGCUCAAAUGAAUCUCAACCAAUUUGUGAUUCGCAAGGGAAUCAACACUUAAAUUUGUGUCUCUUUGAACGAGAGAAAUGCAAAGCUGAGCUGAAAGGGAUCAGAUUGAAGAUCGAGCGUUUCGACAAAUGUGAAAAGUGCAAAUCCGACUGUUUUGGAGUUGACGUUGACGCAAAAUCGCCAAUCUGUGCCAAUGAUUACGUCACUUAUGACAGCGAUUGUCAUUUUCAAAAGGCCAAGUGUAUGAAUGACAGUCUAGCGGUGCUUUUUAAAGGUAGUUGCUCUUUAUGCUUUCACGAGGAAUGUCCUUUGCUUGGCAAUGAUGCUCCCGAUGGGUCGCUUGUCUGCGAUCAAAAUGGACAAACACGAUCUCGCUGCGAGUUCAACGCUCUCCACUGUGUACUUACGCAGAAUUUCGGCUACAAUUUGAGUGUGCUUCAUGAAGGCCGUUGUUGUGCUUCAUUGGAUAACUGUGCCACAGCUCCCUCAAAUCCUUUGUGUGCCUCGGAUGGACUCACUUAUUCGAACAUUUGUCUCUUCGAGAUUGCCCGGUGUCAGAAAAUGAAGAAAAUGGGAAUCGAGCUUUUAAUGAUCAAUGAGGGAGCUUGUGCAAAUACGACCAAAAAGGUUACACCAAGAGCCUCCGAUUCAUCAGAACAACAAGGAAAUGACAUCAAUCAAUUCCCCACUCCACAACCGAUGAGCGAAAGUUGUGAUUUCGCGGAGAAAUGCGGCCACGAGUAUUCGCCGAUUUGUGGCUCUGACAAUAAAAUCUACACAAAUGCGUGUGAAUUGAAAGAAGCAAAAUGUUUAAAAGACUCAUCAUUGACUGUACAAUACGUCGGAGAGUGCUGUCAAGAGGAUUGUCCCGUCAAUUGGAGUCCCGUUUGUGAUAGCGAUCGGAAAAGUCAUCAGAACUUGUGCUUCUUUGGCUUGGCUCGUUGUCUAGAGGAGAGAAAAUUCGGCCGAAAUCUGACAAUCUCGAAAUUCGAUCUUUGCGAAAACGAGAUUCCAUGCAAAGAGUGCACAAAAGUUUAUGAACCAAUUUGCGCGAAUAAUGAAGAGACAUUUGUGAAUGAAUGUGAAUUGGAACGAUACAAUUGCUUGAUUGAGAGGAGAAUCACGAGUGGGCAAAGGGUGCACAAAGGGUAUAUUGGUGAAUGCUGUUCAACAAAACCUUGCCCUCUCACCUAUGAUCCCCUUUGUGAUUCCCACGGCCGAACACAUCCAAAUCAAUGCGCUUUUCAGCAACAUCAAUGCAAAUUGAGAAAAACGGAGAAUGAAACCAUUGAAAUCGCAUAUAAAGGUCAAUGCUGUGGUCAACCUUGCGAAGAAACGGUUCAUCCAGUUUGCGAUGGAACCAAGACACACUCGAAUAUGUGCAAGUUUAGAGUGGCUCAAUGUGAGGCGGAACGAGUGGGUGAAGUCCUCUUGUUGGCGUAUGCGGGAGAGUGUUGUACAAUGGGACAAGGUGACUGCGCGAAAAGCGGUCAUUUAUGUGAUUCGGACGGACAAACGCAUGCCGAUCUGUGCCAUUUCAAAGAGAAACAGUGCAUAAUGGAAAGGAAUCGACUCAAAAAUAUUACGAUAGUGCAUACAGGCGAAUGCUGCAAGAUUGAAUCGUGCGACAAAACGGUGGACCCGGUUUGUGACUCGAAUGGGGGAACGCACGCGAGUUUGUGUCACUUCAAGAAUACGAAGUGUAUCCACGACAAGCUCCACCCGAACAAUACAUUACAUUUCGAGUAUACUGGUGCUUGUUGUGCCUCAAACUGUCCCGGAGAUUGGGAACCGGUGUGCGAUCAACACGGAAGAGUUUACAAAAAUAACUGCUUUUUCCAACUGAAGAGUUGCGAAUUGCGGAGAAGAUCUGGCGGUGUCCUCUUAGAGACUCCAUGUCCUGAUCGUCGGACGAGAACAAUGACAGAAACAGAAAUCGACACAACUUGUGUGCAUCCAUUCUUGACCUCACUUGGCACAUGUCGAAUGGGGAAAUGCGCUGAUCCAAGAGCCGCCUGUAUCUUCAGUCUCGCCGCCAAUCAACACAUUUGCUGUGCACCACGACCGGGAGCCAUUCAGCCAAUUUGUCCCUCAUGGAACACCCUGCUCUUACCAAUGCUAUGCGAUCCAACACAGCCAGUCGAUGAACAAUAUCAUUAUUUCAUUUACCCGCCAAAAUUUCGUCGCAAAAGGGAGAUGUCGCAUUUGAGGAGGACAGAAAGUCGAGAAUCAAUCUUAUCAAGCGCCUCGAAUGCGAGCAGAAUUGACAACUUUGAGAUUGGUGAUCGGGUAGAGAUCGAGAAUCGAGCUGCGACAAUCGCCUUCAUUGGGAACACACAGUUCGCACAAGGAGAAUGGAUCGGUUUGAUUCUCGACGAAGGACUGGAAAAAAUGAUGGAUCACCGCAGGGGAUACGAUAUUUUGAGUGUGAUCCGAACUACGGCCUAUUUUGUAAAGCCGGGAAGU
Molecule: messenger RNA, 4083 nt
Organism: Mesorhabditis belari
Lineage: Eukaryota; Metazoa; Nematoda; Chromadorea; Rhabditida; Rhabditidae
Source: the annotation of a GenBank genome assembly